UUUCCUUAUACUAUAAUCCAGCUAUAAAUUAUCUGCUCCUCUCUCUCUCUCAAAAGUUAACAAAAGGGUACUUUCUGCUUUCUCUCCACUAAAACCCCAGCUCCGUUUUCUCUGCCAAUUUCACAUUGUUUUUUCAGUGGAAGCUUAAUGGGCAAACUUCACUAGAACAAAGAAGCUGUUCUUAGUUUGAAGUUUCUCUGCAUUUCUGGUUCUGGGUUAGAGAAAAAGGCUGGUGCUUUUUUUUUAUGAAAGUGGAGCUUAUGAGUUGCUGUUAAUGAGUUAAAACAAAGCAAAGAUCGUAUCCUUCUUCAUUUUUGUGGGUUUCUGGUUUCUGGGUUUCGUCGAGUCAGCUCCCAGUUCAGUUGUUCUGUAAUGGAGAGGAUUUACUUGGUGCAAUUGAUGGUUGUUUUUUGCUUGGGGAUUAUUGUGGGUGUUUCAUGUCAGAAUAAUAAUUCUGAUAGUGCAACUGCAGCUGUUUACAUUGUUACUCUUAAACAAGCUCCAGUUGCUCAUUACUUUGAUGGAGAGCUUAGAAAAGAAACUAAUGUGUUCAGGCAUAGUCCUUCCGGUAGACGAAAUAGAAUGCACAGAUCAAGGAGCAAUUCAAGUUCCCACGGGAACUCUGGUUCAUAUAUAUCUCGCGUUCAUGAUUCAAUAUUGAGGAGGGUACUGAGAGGGGAGAAAUAUCUGAAGCUGUACAGUUAUCACUACUUGAUCAAUGGAUUUGCUGUUCUUGUGACCCCACAACAGGCAGACAAGCUUUUGAGGAGGAGAGAAGUGGCAAAUGUGGUUCUGGAUUUCUCCGUUAGAACGGCAACUACCCACACUCCACAGUUCUUGGGUCUUCCAAAAGGGGCAUGGGUCAAAGAAGGUGGAUAUGAAACUGCUGGUGAAGGAAUUGUGAUUGGCUUUGUUGAUACUGGUGUUGAUCCCACUCACCCGAGCUUUGCUGAUGAUGUAUCCGAGCACUCAUAUCCAGUUCCUGGUCAUUUUUCUGGUGUUUGUGAGGUUACUCGAGACUUCCCUUCUGGUUCAUGCAAUAGGAAGCUUAUUGCGGCACGUCAUUUUGCAGCAUCUGCUAUCACCAGGGGAAUUUUCAAUUCAACUCAGGAUUAUGCUUCUCCUUUUGAUGGUGAUGGACAUGGAACGCAUACGGCCUCUGUUGCUGCAGGAAACCAUGGCAUUCCGGUAAUUGUUGCAGGACAUCACUUUGGAAAUGCGAGUGGGAUGGCUCCUCGUUCACAUAUUGCUGUAUACAAGGCAUUGUACAAGAGUUUUGGAGGCUUUGCAGCAGAUGUUGUUGCUGCAAUAGACCAGGCAGCUCAAGAUGGUGUUGACAUCAUAAGUUUAUCAAUUACUCCCAACAGACGUCCUCCUGGUCUUGCAACAUUUUUCAAUCCCAUAGACAUGGCUUUGCUCUCAGCUGUGAAGGCUGGCAUUUUUGUUGUGCAAGCAGCAGGCAAUACUGGACCAUCGCCCAAGAGUGUGUCCUCCUUCAGUCCUUGGAUCUUCACUGUUGGAGCUGCUUCUCAUGACAGAGUUUACACCAACUCUAUAGUGCUUGGCAACAAUUUAACCAUUCCUGGUGUUGGACUUGCACCGGGAACAGCUAAGGAUACAAUGUACACGCUGAUAUCAGCAAUGCAUGCUUUGAAUAAUGCCACAACAGCUGCCACUGAUAUGUAUGUGGGUGAAUGCCAAGACUCCAGUAACUUCAAUCAGGAUCUGGUCCAAGGAAACCUCUUGAUAUGCAGUUAUUCAAUUCGAUUUGUUCUUGGCCUUUCCACCAUCAAACAAGCCUUUGAAACAGCCAAAAACCUUAGUGCUACUGGUGUUGUGUUCUAUAUGGAUCCUUUUGUGAUUGGUUAUCGGCUUAAUCCAACUCCAAUGAGGAUGCCUGGCAUCAUAAUUGCAUCCCCUGAUGAUUCGAAGGUUUUACUCAAGUACUACAAUUCUUCUUUGGAGAGAGAUGAACUCACGAAGAAAAUCCUUAGAUUUGGGGCAGUUGCCAGCAUUUCAGGUGGACUGAAAGCCAACUACUGUAAUUCUGCUCCGGCAAUUAUGUAUUACUCUGCUAGAGGACCAGAUCCAGAAGACAGUUUUCUUGAUAAUGCCGACAUUUUGAAACCUAACCUGGUAGCUCCUGGAAAUUUUAUAUGGGCUGCUUGGAGUUCUCUUGGCACUGACUCAGUAGAAUUCCAAGGUGAAAACUUUGCAAUGAUGUCUGGGACAAGCAUGGCUGCUCCUCAUGUUGCUGGGUUUGCUGCACUAAUUAAGCAGAAAUUCCCCAGUUUCAGUCCUUCAGCGAUAGCCUCUGCACUCUCCACUACGGCUUCUUUAUUUGAUAACAAUGGUGGGCCAAUAAUGGCUCAACGUGCUUAUGCCAACCCAGAUCAGAAUAUGUCUCCAGCAACUCCAUUCGAUAUGGGCAGUGGUUUUGUGAAUGCAACAGCGGCUCUGGAUCCAGGACUUAUUCUUGAUUCCAGUUAUGAUGACUAUAUGUCAUUUCUCUGCGGCAUCAAUGGAUCUGCUCCUGUUGUCUUCAACUACACAGGCCAAAGUUGUUGGGAUUAUAAUACAACUAUCAAUGGUGCUGACCUGAACUUGCCUUCAAUCACAAUUUCAAAAUUAGAUCAGUCUAGAACAGUUCAAAGAACGAUAACCAAUAUUGCCGGCAACGAGACGUACAGUGUUGGAUGGAGUGCUCCUUAUGGGGUGUCUGUAAAGGUAGCCCCAACACACUUCUCUAUAUGCAGUGGGGAGAAACAGGUCCUGAAUAUAAUGAUCAAUGCAACUAUGAACAGCUCUGUUACCAGCUUUGGAAGGAUUGGACUUUUUGGAAGUCAAGGUCAUAUUCUCAACAUUCCAUUAGCAGUAAUUCUUAAAAUCUCAUACAAUACCAGUAACAGCUGAGGAUUGAGAAACCCUUUUUCUUUUUUACUUAUCUGUCUUUGUUUUCUUAUGUGUUUCAUAACCUGGCUUUUGUUGUGUGUAUUCUGUAAUUGCUCCUUUUUGCUUGUGAGAUGUAUUAACCAAUUUUUUCAUUCAUUAUCAUGUAAAUGCCAAAGCAUUUGUGAUGUAGAUAGUAUUUAUU
Ricinus communis (castor bean) is the source of this 3094-nucleotide messenger RNA. Its product is annotated as subtilisin-like protease SBT2.2. Bases 373 to 2913 code for a protein of 846 amino acids. The record is from RefSeq and is a predicted model, not a curated record. Gene Ontology annotation, molecular function: serine-type endopeptidase activity. NCBI's taxonomy places the organism in Eukaryota, Viridiplantae, Streptophyta, Magnoliopsida, Malpighiales, Euphorbiaceae. The transcript is spliced from 10 exons. Gene Ontology annotation, biological process: proteolysis.